GAAAGUUGCUUUGCUCCAGUUGCAAAGAUUUCAAUCCCAGUCCUGAGCUCUCUGCAAGCGCUUGCUGGGAUACCUAACUCCCUGUCCUGUGCAAAGACCAUGUCCACUGGGUCCCUCAGUGAUGUGGAAGAUCUGCAAGAGGUGGAAAUGCUGGAGUGCGAUGGCCUGAAAAUGGAUACUAACAAAGAGUUCGGGGCGUCCAACGAGAGCAACGAGGAGGGAUCCAAUGGCGAGAAUGGCUCCCCUCAGAAAGGGAGAGGGGCCUCAGGAAAGAGAAAAAAGGCUCCCCCCAAGAAGAGCCCUUUAAAUGGUGUGAGCCAGGAAGGAAAGCAGGUCCAGAGAAACGCUGCCAACGCCAGGGAGAGGGCAAGGAUGAGGGUCCUUAGCAAAGCCUUCUCCAGGCUUAAGACCACCCUGCCCUGGGUGCCCCCAGACACCAAGCUUUCCAAACUGGACACCUUGAGGCUGGCCUCCAGCUACAUCGCGCACCUGAGGCAAAUCCUGGCCAACGACAAGUACGAAAAUGGCUACAUCCACCCAGUCAACCUGACCUGGCCUUUUAUGGUAGCCGGCAAACCCGAGAGUGACCUGAAAGAAGUGGUGAACACAAACCGCUUGUGCGGCCCGACGGCAUCCUGAGCCCCGCGGCCUCGCCAGCGCCGGCCCUGUGCGGCCGGGGAAGGGGCACGGGCGCGGGCAGGGCCCCGCUUUGCCCCACUGCUGCCCCGGGCCCGAGCAGGGCGACGGGAGAGCGCUCUGCCGGCACGGCACCGCGGAGAUUGAACGCAGAGACUCCACCCCGGGAGAGCCCGACUCUAUUUAACUUUAUUGAGUGCGUGUGCAGUCGCAUCCUGCAACAACAGCCUUGCUGGUUCAAGCGCUACUAGAGGAAAGGCAGAGAUCAAACAAAACCUACCACGCGUGUAUCUUUUGUCUGAGACCUGUGGAAUAUGUAGAUGCCUAGAAAAAAGACUGACUUUGACAGUCAUCUCUAUGAACUCAUUCGCCCUAAAGAUAUAUAGAUAUAUUUUCUUCAAGCAGGUUUUUGCUCUAUUUCUGUGAAUAAACCUUCCUUUCCAUUGAACAUGGAGCAGUGUACUUUUCGUUUCCAACUCACGAGGCACUGGGAGCACUGCACCUGGCUUCCUGCGGUGGGGCGGGGGUCCAGCCCUGCGCCAGGGAGAAUAAGUGGGGGGAACAGUUGGUACAACAUCUUCACACCGAACCCCCCAAGGAGGGGCAGCUCUGAGCUCAGCAGGGAGAAGGAGAGCUAGAGAAAGAAGCUGCCUUGCCUCUCUUUUUUUAUCAAAUAACUGCAAAGCCGUGGGUUUUAACCUUCCUGAGGAACCGGCGUGGGCCUUCCUCGGGGCUGCCGUGGAAGUGUCGAGCUGGCUUAUUGACAGUGGGCCUGAGGAUUAUUGCCCGGCUUGGGGUGACAGGGAUUUUAGUGCAAACAUCUCCCUUCUGUUGCUCAGGGUGCCUGCGGGAGAUUGGGCUGAGAUAAACAGGAGUGCAGGGUGCUCUCCCUGCACCGGCAACGGCAGUCGGCAGCUGAUGCGCCAGAUCCCACCGAGCUGUUUAAUGUUUCGGGGUUAUGACCGCACUGUUUACAAGAUGUCUUCAGUUAUUUAUACUGUUAUUAUUAGCAGAGGGGCUUUAAAUUUCCGCUUCACUUGCUCUUUCAAUAUCGUCCCCCGGUUCUGUUGGAUACCUGGGUGCUGGUGGGCGGCAAGUGGACAUCUGGGGCUCCCUGUCCACAGGGCCUGCAUCUCCCCUAGGUCAACUGAGCAAGGCAGAGUCCUCCUGGCAAUCCACAUCCAUCGGCUGGGUUCACAUGUGGGCCAUGUUAAUUAAGGCUGGGAGCUGGGAGCUGUGCAUGCAUUGCGGACCUCGUUACAGAAAGGGCCGAGGACUGCAGGAUCGUCCUAAUGGUUUUGAAGGGCGGGCUGUUUAAUUUCACCUAUUCACAGCUUUAUCUCCAGUCUGCACAAUUAAAAGCAGACCUCAUCGCCCAGCCUAGCCGUGCAAUUUCACCAUCAAGAGCAGGGCUGCGCCAGCUGAUACGUAGUAACAGGCAGACGUGCACAGAUUUGAUGUACUUUAAAGUAAAGGGAUCACCUUGAGCAGCCACAGCUCCUGCUUCUGGGAAGAGCAGCUCUGCUUUGCUAAGCACAGCUGAAGGGGCUGGUCCCUGCCACAGACAUUGGCAAAGUCAAGGGAACUGCUGUUCUCUUAAAGGAAAAAAGAACAGAGCCCUCUGACCUUAAGCGCAGAGCAAAUGACUGAUAUAGCAAACGCACAAGCACUCUUUGAAUCUAAAGUUAACCGCUGAAUCAAAAUUAAUAAUUGAAUUAAAACAUUCAAAAUCUUGACUGAAAUCCCUACUAACUAAUGCAUGCUCUGGGCUCAUAGCAAGGCGCUUUUUAAAUUCAAGAAAGCAGAAACUGAGAGGGAUCUAGGAUAUGCACAACAUUAAGAGUUACAUUCUAAAUUUUCUCAUACACGCUUUUCUGCCAUCCUGCAAUGCUUACUAAUCACAGACAGCAUCCUUCCCACCCUUAGCCACAUUCACUGCUCAUUGGCCACCUAAAAUGCAGCAUGGAGAAAGGGUGAAGUGCUCCAUGCAGUAGUGCUCCAUGCAAUGUGAAGAACACAGCUGUGACCAUGUACCAAAAGCUGCAAUGUAAGUAGAGCGGAAAGAGGAAGCUGUAGACACAGUUAUUUCUCUUGUCACUGCUCACUUCACGUAGCACUCUGGGGACUAAAAUAUUCCUCAAGUAUGCUCUGCCCUCCUCAAUCCUUGCCCCUGAGCAACCGUUCAGCAACAAAGAAAAAGGGAAAAAGCAGCAAACAACAGACAAAUGCAACCGGCAAUAUGCAGAAAGGUAAAUUGCGGCUUUACUCAGACAGUAAAACUUUUUAUGGCUUUAUGGCUUUGAAGACAAGAAAAAGAUUUUCAGAGAUGUGGAUGUGGGUGGCAGCCCCUGAUCGCUGCCUGCCUUAGAAUGUGAGCAAUGGCACAGCCCAGUGCAUGUGUGUUUGGCAUCAACAGCCCCCAGUCAUUAGGUGAGUUGAGCAUCCUCCCUACAUUAAGUGCAAUUUUACAGAAAAUUAUUUGCAAAUGAAAAAAAA
Meleagris gallopavo (turkey) is the source of this 3132-nucleotide messenger RNA. NCBI's taxonomy places the organism in Eukaryota, Metazoa, Chordata, Aves, Galliformes, Phasianidae. The record is from RefSeq and is a predicted model, not a curated record.